UGAGCUCUCCUAACCAGUUAGAAUCUGCGCUGAGUGGGUGGGCAGUGGCACAGCAACAGCCGCAGACUCGCAGAGGGCACGGCGGCCGGUGGGUGCUGUGGAAGCCGGAGUGACGCGGCGCGGACUGCAGGUAAAGAACAGUUUUCAGGAAAGAUCACAAUAGCAUGGCUACUGCGCUCUGUAGGAGAGCCAGGCUGGUCACCUAUCUCCCCGGGUUCUGCUCUCUUGUCAGAAGGGUGAGAGGAACACGAGCUUUUUCUGCUGCAGGAUCUUCUGGCUCUGAUGAACCUUACAUAGCCUCUACACCCCCGGACAUACUCCCCCGGACAGUUUGGCCAGAUGAAAUGAUGGGUCCUUUUGGUCCUCUGGACCAGCGCUUUCAACUACCUGGUAAUGUUGGCUUUGAUGCCCAUGUAAAUGGAGUGAACACACAGGGGAAAAUCCAGGCUCCUAAGAAUUUACCGGACCUUCUAUCUGAGCCAGCUGCCAGUGAAAGACACGAGUUUGUCAUGGCACAGUUUGUUAAUGAAUUUCAGGGAAAUGAAGUUUCUCUUCAAAACCAGGAGAUAAACAGCAUGGGGACCUACUUUGAAAAUGCAAAAGUGGAAUGUGCUGUACAGUCUUGCCCAGAACUACUGAGAAGAGAUUUUACCUCAAUGUUUCCUGAAGUUCCUGGCAGCAAAUUAAUGGUUCUGACAGUGACACAGAAAACUGAGAAUGAUAUGACCACAUGGAGUGCAGAGGUCGAUACUGAGAGGGACAUGCUUCUGGAAAAGUUCAUUAAUGGUGCCAAGGAAAUUUGCUAUGCCCUGAGGUCAGAAGGCUACUGGGCAGAUUUUAUUGACCCUUCAUCAGGACUAGCAUAUUUUGGGCCUUACACCAACAACACGCUCUUUGAAACUGAUGAGCGUUAUCGACAUCUAGGAUUUCGAAUUGAGGACUUGGGCUGUUGUAAAGUGAUUCGUCAUAACGUCUGGGGAACAAACAUUGUCGUAGGAAGUAUUUUUACAAAUGCUUCGGAAGAUAGCGCCAUCAUGAGGAAAUUAGGGGAACACCAGUAGUUGCUGUGGAGUUAACGCUCAUUACCUCUUUACUUGAUCUUUUUUAUUUCAACUGCUUUUGACGAUGGAAAAGAUACUUUAAACUGUGCUACUGUAUUUAAAUGCUAGAAAAGCAAGACUUAUUUAUGAAAACCAGGACAGCCAAUUAAAUAAGGAGAUGGGUUAAAGAUUGUUGUGUGAAACAUGACCAUUGUGCAUUGUUUUAUUAAACAUAACCGCAUUAAUUAAACAUGUUUUACAAAUA
Pseudophryne corroboree (corroboree frog) is the source of this 1305-nucleotide messenger RNA. It is a transcript of the gene MMADHC, whose product is annotated as metabolism of cobalamin associated D. The record is from RefSeq and is a predicted model, not a curated record. Gene Ontology annotation, cellular component: mitochondrion. The transcript has 8 exons. Gene Ontology annotation, biological process: cobalamin metabolic process. NCBI's taxonomy places the organism in Eukaryota, Metazoa, Chordata, Amphibia, Anura, Myobatrachidae. Bases 165 to 1061 code for a protein of 298 amino acids.